Haliaeetus leucocephalus (bald eagle) is the source of this 2151-nucleotide messenger RNA. RefSeq names its product family with sequence similarity 149, member A (gene FAM149A). The coding region runs from base 1 to 2151 and encodes 716 amino acids. The transcript is spliced from 15 exons. Lineage: Eukaryota; Metazoa; Chordata; Aves; Accipitriformes; Accipitridae. The record is from RefSeq and is a predicted model, not a curated record.
AUGCCUGCGGUGCGGGGAGUUGGGUCAGGGCUGGAGCGCAGGCGGGAGCCGGCUGCUGCAGUGCCUGGCGUCGGCGUGGCAGCGCCGGGGAAGUGUGCUACAGAUGGGCUGGGAGGGGGUUUGCCUCUUCGUUUUAUUUUCCUGCAGUCGUCUCCUGCCUCAUCGUCUGAGGGCACGCGGUCCAAGGAGUCAGGAGGAGCAGUACCACUGCACCCGGUGGAGCCAUGUGGCAGGAACGCUUUCUUGCUCCACCUCACGUUCAGGUUUCCUUCAAAGCCACCAGAAAAAGCCCACCUGGGGUUCUUUGAAAAGUCAGAAAGCCUCAUAGAUACAAGACAUCCAAUGAGUGUAGCCUGUUCAGGUUGCCAGAAGUCUGUCAAGAAGGGACUGUCCAGAGGUUCCACAAAUCAGUGUCUUUCUGGGAAAAGUGGAGAGUCUCUUCCAGCAGUUUUUGAGAGAAAUGUGCAGGAAGCCAUCAGCAAUUAUACUUGUGAAACGCUUUCAUCGCUUCCAUCUAGUGGUUGUACAACACCCACGGAGUUGAAUAAUUCUUGGUCUGGAAUAAACAGCUAUACUACUGGUUUGUCUACUGAAAGAAGUUCAGUUUACUCCUGGAGGGAUGAUGAAUUUGAUAAAGCCAACACACAGAGAGUGCAUCAGUUAUUUUGGGAGAUUGAUGAAUUGCUGUUUGAAGGAAAAGUGACCUCCCAAACUCAGAGCCUGCAGGCAGAAUGUGCAGACUGGGUUGAACGAUUUCCUCAUCUAAGGGUUCUAGGAAAGCAGCUCCUACUGCCAAAGGACGAAGGCUUUCAGCAUUUUCAGAGCAGAAGUGAUACCUCUGUGGAUACUAAGUGUUUAUCUGGCCUCCAUGAAUGUACUAGUAAUAGAAAAGAGCUCUGUAUUUCAGGCUCCAAACUGAUCCCAACAGCAUCUCCAAUACAUAAAUCACUAGAUUCAAGCUCCACUAGGAUUUUUGCCUCUGCUUCAUCCAUGUAUUCAUUCCUGGAAGAAGAAAUCUAUGAUGUGGAUGGAAAAAUAGAAGAAUAUUUUGCCUUUGACAACAAGGAGCUUGAUGAUGAGAGUUGGGAACAAAAGAAAAUGCAUCUUGCUGAGAAGAGGAGUAAGCGUGGCAUUCCCCCGGUAUCUCCCAAUGCCUGUAUCAAAGAUGCCGUGGCUUCUGAAGUAUUUGAUUGUAUCUGGAGCAAUGUAAUUGAAAUAUUGGAUGAACUGAUUAAAAAAAAUUGGGAAACUAGUAUCACAGAGUGUGACAAACAGGUGGAAAAACUGAAAGCUGUUACAGCAAAACUGCCACAUUUGCCAGUCGUUCGUAUUACAGCAGAUGCUGGGAGUGUUCCUCUUUCCAGAGGCUCUGAAGCACAAAGUGUAUCUUUUGGGUCUCAUUUUGUUUCCUCGCAGGUUCACCGUUUCUCCAGCAACUUCUGUAGUAAUUUGAAUGGUGUGAUGACAAUUCAAGCAAAACCACUCCAACAGAGGCAUGUUGCCACAGUAGAAAAAAUACCGAAUGAGCAAGAAGAUAAACAGCAUAGCAGUGGCUCCAGUGCUCCAAAUUCAGUGCAUACCAGGUUGGGGAGAAUUGCUGAUAACAGUAUUCUCUCAUCAUCUCGGGUACUGCUGGCAUCUUCUAGGAAGCUACCAAGCCAUCAUAGGUUACCUCCUCUCACUUCUGACAAACUCUCCUCAAAAGCUCCUAAUGUGUACAAUGAUGAAAUCCUUAGGGGGACUAAAUUGGGUGCCAGCUUGGAUCGUUUAUCUUCUGCUCGUGCACCUACAACCUGGAACAAGUUACCGCCAAUAAACUCAGAGGCUGUUGAACAGUAUCUUUCAGUACCUCGAUUGCAACAGAGCUGUCAUCGAGGACGGUAUGCUCAUAGCAGAGUGUCAAGUGCAGUGCCUGGCAGCACAGAGCAACAGCCACUCAGAGAAAGAACUGUUAUUAUUGAUCAAGUUUCAAGGCCCAACACAACUCAUACAUUCAGGACAGACACACUUCAGAAGAGAUCACUGACUCCCAUGGAUUUUGCUAACCACAGAGGGACAGGUCAAGGAUUUUUAAUAGGCUCACAGCAUUACUACAGAUCCUUUCAGAGAAAUCCUCUAGCCUCAAGGAAGAGAUUUCAGAUUGCUUCUUAA